AAUUGCCAAAAUGCUUUGGAAUUCUUAAACGAUUCAAAAACUGAAGUCUCUGAGGAUACAAAAUCAUAAGAACGCAAGAAGCAGCAAGGAGGAUUCAGUGCCAAUGCAGCAACAAAAAAGACAGCCAGAGUUAGUGGAAGGAAAUCUUCCUGUUUUUGUUUUUCCUACAGAACUUAUAUUUUAUGCAGAUGACCAGUCAACACACAAGCAGGUGUUGACUCUAUAUAACCCCUAUGAGUUUGCCUUAAAAUUCAAAGUUCUUUGUACAACUCCAAAUAAAUAUGCGGUGGUUGAUGCUACUGGUGCAGUGAAGCCUCAGUGCUGUGUUGAUAUUGUGAUUCGUCACAGAGAUGUUCGGGCUUCUUACUAUGGUGUGAUAGAUAAAUUCCGUCUGCAAGUGUCUGAGCAGAGCCAGAGGAAAGCAUUAGGGAAGAAGGAGAUUAUUGCUACUCUCCUUCCAUCUGCAAAGGAACAGCAACAACAAAAGGAAGAGGAGGAAAAACGAAUAAAAGAACACCUGGCUGAAAGUGUCUUUUUUGAACAGACUUUGUGUCAACCAGAAAACAGAACUGCCUCGUCGGGACCUAGUUUACUAACAGUCUUCCUAGGAAUAGUGUGUAUUGCAGCACUAAUGCUACCUACAUUGGGGGAAAUGGAAUCCCUGGUGCCUCUCUACCUCCAUUUAAGUGUGAAUCAAAAGUUAGUAGCUGCUUAUGUUUUAGAUUUGAACAACAGUCACACUAAACCGAAUUCUCCUGUCCCGCUACCUGGCAGAAAUGAGGAUUUGAGGGAAACAAGCUAGGCAGCUUCAGAGUGAUAGCUAGAGGUGAGGUAGUGGUGGGGAAGGAUGCAAGUUGGUGGUUAAUGCGCACACUCGGGCAUGUCAGUCGGCUGAAACAGUUGGAACACUCACUUGUUGCUCUUUGCCUGAGCCAGUGACAAUGUAUUUUCAGAUCAGGACCUUGCAGUAAUCCUUGCUUUGGUUUUUUUAUCUCUAGUUUUGAAAGUUACUCCCGUUUCUGAUGGUGCCAACUGUGGUAUUAAACCAUUUGACUUCAUACAGUUGCAACAACUAAAUCUGUUUCUAGAUUCGCUAUGAAAUACUUGCAGGUUUUGAUUCCUUUGGUAGCAACGUUUGUGGUGUUAAUGAAAAGAUUCUUCUCUGUGCACCUCUUGCUCAUGUAGAAAGUUGAUUGAUUGCUCUUAAACCACUUUUUCCCACCACGAUGUACAACUGGAGUGUGCAGCAUUUAACAGAAAAGGGAGGCCACUACCGCACCCAUUGGGCUAUCCAGCAUUUGAGAAGUAUUUGCUUUACAGAAAUGAGUUAAAACCCCUUAGUGCCUGAAAGCCCCUAUAGAAGUGGUAUAGGCUGUCCUGUAGCACCUUCCAGAAGCCUCUGUUCCUACUCUGCGAUGAUUUAGAUAAUCCAAGCUAAGGCCUAGAGCAGCUGUGGUAGUACUGAUUGCCUAAGCUAAUACAGACCUUAAGAAAUAGCUGAACUGUUAAUUCCUCUUUAAUGGAUAAAUUGCUUAUCUAAUGGAAGGUGGCGUUACAGCUCUGUUCUGCCAUGCUUCUACCUUCAAAAUAUUUAUAAAGCAAAUAAGUGAAAUCAGUAUGUAAAUCAGAACAGUAAAAUAGUCUCAGAAAUUUCUUUAUCCAUGGUGAGAUCUGUAGGCUUUAGCUAAGCCUCUGCCCUGAAAGGCUGUUCUAUUAACAUCACCUGAGCUUGCAAGAAAGUAAGAUUGCCUAAGAGCUGAUAAAUUACUGUUUUGACAUUACAUAAGGUUGGAAUUCAAGGAGCCCUAAUGUUUUUUCAUAUGCCUCUUCACCUUGUGCAAUAUAACUCAUGGCUAAGAACUUGAAGAUUGUAUUUUUCCUGUCUCAGCACAUAGUUAAAGUGAACUUUUCAGCGUGUCAUGAGCAGGCUUAUUAGCCCCACAUUUCCUGCUUUCAUCUGGUUUUAAUUGUUUUUAACCUCUAUCAGAGCAGUUCUUUUUUUUUUUUUUCCCUCCCUCUUUAAAGGUCACAACAAAGAGUCUGUAGAAAGCUCCCUGUACAGACUGACAAGAAAGCUUAACAUCUUUGUCUAAAACUAGUCUUUGAUCAGUAAUUCUGCACAGAGCAGAAACAAAAAUGUCUUGGAGCCUUCAGCUCCUCGGCCUUACUGAUGAUCCAGCAUUUGACUUAGGCUCCCCCUAACUAGCCCCCAUGAAAACGGGGGGCUUGUGUGCUAGUGUUACAUGGCCUUAAGUCAAAAUCUCAACGUUGAGAUUUUCCAGUAGGGAGAUCAGGAGUUGUUUGGAGUAUUUAUAGCUGUGGUGACAUUAGUUACUAGCUCUACUGCACUUCAGUGGCAGCUUUAAUACCUAUUUUGGCUACAUCAAAACUUGGAGCAAUGCUUCUAAUAGUUAAUUAAAGUGUAUAUAUAAAUUAAUUCUGCGUUUAUUUACCUUAGUUUCUGGCCUGUGACAGGAUGAACUGUUUUUUCUUUAUUUUAAAUGUUUUAUUCAGUG
This is a messenger RNA of Tyto alba (common barn owl), 2516 nucleotides long. RefSeq names its product motile sperm domain containing 1 (gene MOSPD1). NCBI's taxonomy places the organism in Eukaryota, Metazoa, Chordata, Aves, Strigiformes, Tytonidae. The record is from RefSeq and is a predicted model, not a curated record. Bases 104 to 802 code for a protein of 232 amino acids. The transcript is spliced from 5 exons. Gene Ontology annotation, cellular component: cytoplasm.